Molecule: messenger RNA, 2337 nt
Organism: Talaromyces atroroseus
Lineage: Eukaryota; Fungi; Ascomycota; Eurotiomycetes; Eurotiales; Trichocomaceae
Exons: 7
Coding region: 1-2337 (778 amino acids)
Biological process (GO): regulation of DNA-templated transcription; DNA-templated transcription
Molecular function (GO): DNA-binding transcription factor activity, RNA polymerase II-specific; DNA binding; zinc ion binding
Source: RefSeq, a predicted model, not a curated record
AUGUACGGCAUCAAGGUCCAAGGCGCUUAUAAGGGGGCGCUGGAUUCGCUCCCGCGAGAUUUGAGCAAGAAGGAGAGCAACCCGCCGCCGCAGCGUCAUCGCGGGCUGACCAUCUGCGAUGCCUGCCGCCAGAGGCGAUCACGAUGUUUUUUCGACAUGGCCAAUCCAGUCUGUGGCCAGUGUCUGCUGCACGGCACAAACUGUACUGGUCGAUCCAGAAAGUCAAAAGUCGAAUCUAUGAAAAGGUCUCGGCGAGCGCGGGAAUUGGAGGCCGAGGUACAGCGAAUGGAACGUCUCUUGCGAUCUGCCGGCAUUGAUCCUGGAGAAAGCGCGUUGGAUGUACACCCGGUAGAGGAGGAUGAAGACUUGGAUUCGGAGAUCGAUGGUCUUGAAUGCGAUGGCAGCGCCCGCUUCAACAACAGUGAACAUUCAUCUGCGUCGCCAGCAGAUCGCCAAAGCUCCGAGUCGUGUACCUCACCGCGAUCGUCCUGUAGCGGAAACACUGAGAAUUUUAGUCACUCGCUGGUUCUAAAGUCAAACCGUCCCGAAGCGGAAGGCGUGUUUUUUGUCAAUCGCGUCUUCCCCAUAAUUAACGAAGAAAGCUUUAUGCGCAUGGUUGAGUGGCAGUAUACUCAACAGACAUGUACCGAUGUCGCUAGAUGGGCCAGUAUCAACGCUUUGUUGGCUCUCAGCUUUAGGUAUCGAGACAAACGUGGCUCGCGGUCUGAUAAGGAUACUGAUAGGGCGUGGCUGUACUGGAAAAAUGCCGCGGCUGUGUAUACGGAAUUGUCGUUGCGCCCGCAUGGAAUCCUUGGAAUUCAAGCUCUCCUGGCGAUGGCGAUAUUUGCUCGCGUUAAUAGUCACUUGAUGCUGGCAAUUCCAUUGAUAACAGCUGCCAUGAAGGCGGCCCAAGCGUUAGGCUUGCAUAGACGGAAUUCACGGCUGGAUAUCAGCCCUGCUGAGCAAGAAACCAGGAGAAGAGUGUGGUGGUGUAUAUACAUUAUAGACGAGGGUAUCGGUAUCAAAACAGGGCGAGGGUAUCUGCAACACGCGGAUGAUUUUGACGUCGAGUUACCAAGCAGAGAUCCCGACUCGCCUAAUGAGAAAGGCAAUGCUUGGGACAUUGAUUUAUUCAGUUCAUAUUGCAGUCAUGCCGUCCUCCGCUGCAAUAUUUAUCGUGGACUGUACGCCACCCAAGCGUUCUACAAGACAUUUGACGAGCUGUGCGAGACCGUGGAUACCCUAUCAGCCCAAUUAGAUCAAUGGAAACAAGGAACCCCAUGCCUUGUAUACAAACUACCAGACUCAAAAACGCUGGACAGCAAGCAGGAACUAGAAGUUACUGCCCACAUCGCGCACAGGCUUGGCUACCUCAAUUCAAUGACGCUGAUUCAUCGCAUGCCGAUUCUCUAUGAAAUCGCAACGCGGAGACAUUCCCAUCCCGAUAAGGACCCUUUGAAAUACGUCUCUGUCACUUCUCGGCAUCACAAUCUGAUCUGCCUGCAUGCGGCGCGUGAUUCUUUAAGCCUGCUGGAUGCAUUACCGUGGAAAGAUACUGUUUAUAAUGGGAUUCUUUUUGAUUUUUUGUUUUUUGCGGCAUCCAUACUGUUCUCGAAUAUCGUCCAAACACCUUUAAUGGCAGAACUUGGACCUGUCGACGAGAUUCUGAGAUUGCUAAAUCUCACAAAGAAUUAUUUUGCUACUCUUGCUCCCCACCAUGGGCAAUCCAAAGCUGUGACGUUUAUGGCUACCAUGACCUCUGUUAUGGAACGCACGGCAAAGAAAAUCAUCGAUAAAGCCAUGAAAGAAGAGAAGAACAACAACAACAACAACGACAAUAACACAAACACAAACACAAACACAAACGUGUACACGAAUAACUCAACAACACGCAAAGAAAAACAACACCAAAACAUAUAUACCCCCCCGACACAACAAGCAAGCAUUUCUCCUACAACAAUCGAGCAAACCGAAGAGAUACGGUUUCCAAACACCGACCUGUUCCCUUCAGCGCCAUUCUCCGGAGAUUCGAUAUCCGACAACUUUGGGCAAAUGGGUUUUGGCGACACAACAGAUGCAUUUCCGCAGUCUGCCAGCUUCCCGUAUAUGGCGCCGAUGCCCGAACAGAAUAUGCAGAUGACAGAAGCAUACGCACAUAUGUACACUGACCUGUACGGAUAUGACAUGCCGUCGUACCUGACGGCGCCCGUGCCGAAUGGAAUGUGGGGGCAAGCGGGCAUGCCUGAUUUCGCAGGCAGCAUUCCGAAUGAAGCAAAAUACGAUGCGAAUAUGACGAGCGAUGUGAUUUUGGAAUACAUGUGGAAUAACAAUGGGUGA